This is a messenger RNA of Coprinopsis cinerea okayama7#130, 1368 nucleotides long. RefSeq names its product xylitol dehydrogenase. Bases 102 to 1229 code for a protein of 375 amino acids. The transcript is spliced from 12 exons. Lineage: Eukaryota; Fungi; Basidiomycota; Agaricomycetes; Agaricales; Psathyrellaceae. Gene Ontology annotation, molecular function: L-iditol 2-dehydrogenase (NAD+) activity; zinc ion binding. Gene Ontology annotation, biological process: D-sorbitol catabolic process. The record is from RefSeq and is a predicted model, not a curated record.
AAUCAAUCCGAGGAAGGUCUUGCGGUCCGGUGACGCAUUUAUGUCUUGAACUGGUCGAAGGGCUGGUCGAAGCUCAAUCGCCCUUUUCUUCCCCUCCCAACAUGUCAGAUAACCCAUCUUUUGUCUUGAAAGGCAUCAACGACGUUGUCUUCGAGCAACGGCCGAUUCCUGAGGUUACGGGAGACGAAGUAUUAGUUGCUGUUAAGAAGACCGGUAUCUGUGGCUCCGAUGUUCACUACUUGCUGGAAGGUCGUAUCGGCGACUUUGUCGUCAAAAGCCCGAUGGUUCUUGGUCAUGAAUCCAGCGGAGUUGUUGCCAAGGUUGGCCCCAAGGUCAAGCACCUCAAGGUCGGAGACAGGGUGGCGAUGGAACCUGGAGCAACCUGCCGUGCUUGUGAGGCUUGCAAACUAGGCAAAUAUGAGCUUUGCCCCGACAUCAUCUUUGCCGCUACCCCUCCUUACGACGGAACUUUGGCCCGCUACUAUAAGCUGCCGGCUGAUUUGGCUUACCCUCUUCCUGACAAUGUCACCCUCGAGGACGGCGCUAUGAUGGAACCUCUCUCAGUUGGGGUCCACUCAGUCGCCAACCUCGGAAACUUUAGGGCGGGCCAGUCCAUCGCCGUGUUCGGCUGUGGACCCGUUGGUCUUCUUUGCAUGGCUGUCGCCAAAGCACUUGGUGCCUCGCGCGUCAUUGCUAUUGAUAUUGUCCCCGCCAGACUCGACUUCGCCAAACAGUACGCUGCCACCGACUCCUUCUUGCCUCCCAAACCUCUGGAGGGUGAGAGCAAGGUGGACUACAGCAGGAGGAACGCCGCUGCGUUGAAGGAGGCCCUUGGCAUUGCUGAGCGUGGUGCAAGCGCCAUUGACCUCGUCAUCGAUGCUAGCGGUGCUGAAGUUUCUAUCCAGACUGCACUUCAUGUUGUCAAGUCAGGCGGUACCUUCGUUCAGGUUGGUAUGGGUAACCCUAAUGUCACCAUCGACAUUGGUGUCCUCAUUACCAAGGAAUUGAACUACAAGGGGUCCUUCCGAUAUGGGCCUGGUGACUAUCCCUUGGCCAUCAACCUAGUUGCUGCUGGAAAGGUCGACUUGAAGCCGCUGGUCACCCACCGUUACAAGUUUGAAGAUGCUAUCACAGCCUUUAAUGCCACGAAAAACGGUAAGAGCGAGGACGGCAAGGGUGUUAUCAAGGUCGUGAUCUCUGGCCCGGACGUCGACAUCAAUUCCAACUAAUUCUGUCGCAUCGCCGAACAUGGGACCCUAGUUAUUUUUAUUUCGUCGGGCAUGUCUUAUAGACGGAAGGGAGAAGAAAAAAAAAUGUAUUAUAUGUAUCUAUGGAUGCAGCCAAUGAAAGGGAAAAGUUGACGAUCAA